Molecule: messenger RNA, 240 nt
Organism: Danaus chrysippus (African queen)
Lineage: Eukaryota; Metazoa; Arthropoda; Insecta; Lepidoptera; Nymphalidae
Source: the annotation of a GenBank genome assembly
AUGGGAAUAUUUACAUCCUGCUGUAAGCCUUCAGCGGCAGACGUGCUAACUCCAGAUGCAGAAACCAGAAGGAGGCAGCAAGUGGAGGCUGCAGAGCGUCGUCGUAAUGAGGAAGCAGCUCGAGGAGUUAAGGAUCCGGAGCGAGUGAGACGAGCUCAGCAACGAUCUGAGGAAAUGGAAAGGAGGGAACAGGAACUAAACAGCGCUGGCGGAGCAAACUUGAAGUGGACGGCCAACUGA